AGAACUGUGGAAUCAAAGCUGAAGUCCGAACAGCAGAAGCUGGCGAACUUGGAGAGAGAGGUUCGGCGUCUGACUGGCCUUUGCCAGAAACAGGAAACUGAGUUGUCUAAUGAGAAAAAUACUGUACAGGAGUUACGGGAGACCAGUCACAGUCUUACAGAACAGCUAAAGCAUAAGGAGCAAAAACUGAUUUGUCUGGAGGGAGAAAACUCCAGACUGAAAACACUUGUGAGUGAUCAGAGUGCAGAGAUCUCUUCCCUGAAACAUACUGUAGAAGACAGGGAUACACAAGUGCAUGCGCUGGAG
Molecule: messenger RNA, 306 nt
Organism: Staurois parvus
Lineage: Eukaryota; Metazoa; Chordata; Amphibia; Anura; Ranidae
Source: the annotation of a GenBank genome assembly